AUGCCGCCGAAGUCAAAGUCAAAGGACAAGAAAGAAAAGGAGGGGAUGACGAAGACGAACCGUCGCAAACCGCAGAAAUCUGUACGUUUCCUGGAUUCAGAAAUCACGGACCUAUUUGAAGAUUUCAGAAUAACGUCACUUCGGAAGGUCAGACGCCCGGCGAUUUGAUCGAAACUCUGAAAAACUCGAAGAACAAACCGGUGAUGUACGAGCAUCUGAAAGCUCAGGCGGCGCACCAAGCCGACGGAUUCCUCAAGAACCUGGAACUCAACCGUCUGCCCGUUCCGAUAAACGAACGUCGUCGUGUCAAAAUUGACAAGGACGAGGAGUUCUAUCCGGGACAGUACUGCAAAAUGGAGAAUUCAGAGUACACGCUCCUUCAGGCGCCCUCUAAGGCCUCCCUCAAACUGAUCUGGAAACUUAUUACUCAGGUACUCAAGGACCAAUGGAUACCUCAGUUACCUUCCUUAUUACAGGAUCAAACAAAGAUCAUAGUGUGUCUGUGCCACGACGAGCAGAUCAGUGCGACGGAAGACUCGAAGUGCUUUCCGUGGUUUCCGACGGAGGUGAAUCAGUCGUUGGAGGUGGAGCAGAAGAAGGGAAAGUACACGAUUGUCUGCAAAGCGAAGGAGGGCUUGAGCAUGGGCGCCGUCAAAUACGAUCUGGAGUUGAGCGACAGCGAGACGGUGCAAGAGACGAACACGGACGAUCCGAACGGUCCGGGCCCGAAAACCCUUGUGAUGACUUUGUACCACAUGAACGCGUGGUCAGGGACUCGUCCGGAGAGCGGAAAUCCGUUGGAGUUGGCGCAGAACGUGGCGCUUUUCCUCAAGGAAAUCAACAAAGCGGAGACCAAUGUUAGUCUGCUGAGAGAUGGGAAAGAAUCAAUUGAAUGUGUUCAGGUGCUCCGUAAGAGUAUGGAAAACUUUGUGCCGCCCGUCAUAAUCCAAUCGUUCGAUGCGAUCGGAAGAUCCGCCAUCGCCUGGGUCGUUCUGAUGCUUCUGAAGGAUGUGGAGAAGCGCGAGUGUUUCGAUGUCCCCGAUCUCAUCAAAAAGUUGAUGAAGUGAGCAUCAGUUUCUUUUUCCCCUUUUUAAUUUCUCAUACCAGGUUGCGUCCGGGUGCGAUUUCCUCCUACUACCACUACGUUUUCACAAUGGCCGUCGCACUGCACAUUGGAAAAGAGAUGAAAUGGUGCGAGCCGGACUGCGAAAAGGCUCUCGCCGAUCUCACCGCCAAGUUUCCCGAGCGCAAGCUCAACGAAGUCGGCAACUUGAUCAUCGAUACGAAAUGA
This is a messenger RNA of Caenorhabditis sp. 36 PRJEB53466, 1291 nucleotides long. NCBI's taxonomy places the organism in Eukaryota, Metazoa, Nematoda, Chromadorea, Rhabditida, Rhabditidae. The record is from the annotation of a GenBank genome assembly.